This is a messenger RNA of Ilex paraguariensis (yerba mate), 298 nucleotides long. The record is from the annotation of a GenBank genome assembly. Lineage: Eukaryota; Viridiplantae; Streptophyta; Magnoliopsida; Aquifoliales; Aquifoliaceae.
AAAAACACCAAGAGGCUCGUCCUCGCCCCCACCUUCUCAGACGGCUACCUCACCUCCACCGACUCUCCAUAAGACCUCUCUGUUUGUGAAGGCUGUGAAGGUCUCUACUUCCCAAGGGGGUUCUUGUUCCCCAGAAGGCUCUAGUGGUAUCUCCUCCUACCUCCAAUGGGGUCCUUCUGAACCUGAUGUGGUCCCGUCCUCCCCCUCAUCGGCAAAGGUGGCUGGAGCCCUCGAGGCCAUUGCUCCCCUCAUGCAACAUUCUUUCUCCCCGAAGUCUACCAAAAAAGUGCCUCGUUAG